Syngnathus acus (greater pipefish) is the source of this 1445-nucleotide messenger RNA. It is a transcript of the gene scp2b, whose product is annotated as sterol carrier protein 2b. Gene Ontology annotation, cellular component: cytosol. The coding region runs from base 120 to 539 and encodes 139 amino acids. The record is from RefSeq and is a predicted model, not a curated record. The transcript has 6 exons. Lineage: Eukaryota; Metazoa; Chordata; Actinopteri; Syngnathiformes; Syngnathidae.
UGGGGGUAACCCGGAAGUGCAGCGAGCAAACAGUCUAGCACAAAAGUUCACCGAACACCCACACAAACACUUUGCUAACUAUUCUUCUUGCUACUGUCACGUCGUUCAUCUUUUGUAAAAUGCCCGAAAUACACACGCCAAGGGUUGUGGCCGUCUGGAGCAGCGCCAGUGAAGGCCUGGAGGGCUUCAAGGCCCAUGCUGUGUUUCAGGAGAUUAACAAGAAACUGCAGCAGGAAGGCGAGGCGUUUGUCAAGAAGAUCGGUGGCGUGUUUGCCUUUAAGGUGAAGGACGGCCCGGGCGGGAAGGAGGCGACGUGGUUUGUGGACGUCAAGAAUGGCAGUGGUCGCGUGCACAAUGACACAGCCAAGAAAGCGGACUGCACCAUCGCCAUGUCCGACUCUGACCUGCUCGCCUUGAUGACCGGAAAGAUCAACCCUCAGACGGCCUUCUUCCAGGGUAAGCUGAAGAUCACCGGCAACAUGGGCCUGGCCAUGAAGCUGCGCAACCUGCAGCUGCAGCCCGCCAAGGCCAAGCUGUAGACGGCACAGGACGAGACUCUGCUCUGUAAGUUGGGCCUUGCUGGGGAGUCGCCACUUGAGACUUGACUGCGACUUGUUGCAGGAGGGCCUCCAAGAUGGACUCCCUCCCUCCCACACGUGUUUUCCAUUUAGCGCUGCAGCCUCUCCCACCUUUGAUCAUCUGGAAGCCUUUCCUGCUCCCUCGGACAGCGUGGGCGCUUUUUUUCUUUUUUUUGCAGCUCACCCUCCCAAGAAAGAAAUUGAUGCAUUUGGAGCCAGCCACUUUGUGUUUGUUGCGUGUCAGCUUUGACGGAAGCUUGCGGAUUGCCGCGCUGGCUGCACUCGUCUUGUUGCCGUGACCCACUUUUCUGCCCGGUGCUCACAGCGGGAUUACUCAUGUUGGAGCCCACCGGGAUGUUUGCGGUAUUUAUGUCGUACACACCCCCUCCCCCUGCUCCGAGGGGUGUGCGCGUGUGCGAAGGACACACCUCUACAUCUUCCCAUCUUUCUUCUUUCUUCAGUUCUUCAGUAGUUCAGACUUUUUUUUUUUUUUUUCCCUCUCGCCCUGUUCGGUUUUGCUUUGCCAAUUAAUGUAGAGCAAGGAACUGGAAGUGCACCAUUUUCUACACUCUUGACCUUGUGUUGUUUUUCAAUCCCACUCUGCUCUUGAUCUGUGAUGUGGCGUCCGGUUACCAGGACCACCAACAGGAAACAUCCCCAAAAUGUUUUCAGGACUGACUCUAAACACUCAAGUCCUUUUAGUGUCUGGGAAAAACAAAUGUAUACAACUCAAUCUUAGAAUGAUCUUCAUUUGAUUCAAGAUGUCAAGCAUAACACCAGCGAUGGGUUCUUUUUUUGCCCCUAUCAACCUUUUCCUGUAUGAUUAAAUUCAAAGGGUUACAAUAAAGUUUGUUUUCAUACCAAGUA